Messenger RNA from Ornithodoros turicata, 3639 nucleotides. Its product is annotated as zinc finger protein 425-like. Gene Ontology annotation, cellular component: nucleus. The record is from RefSeq and is a predicted model, not a curated record. NCBI's taxonomy places the organism in Eukaryota, Metazoa, Arthropoda, Arachnida, Ixodida, Argasidae. Gene Ontology annotation, biological process: regulation of transcription by RNA polymerase II. Gene Ontology annotation, molecular function: DNA-binding transcription activator activity, RNA polymerase II-specific; RNA polymerase II cis-regulatory region sequence-specific DNA binding. The transcript is spliced from 11 exons. The coding region runs from base 160 to 1728 and encodes 522 amino acids.
UGAAACCGCAGAGCUUCCGCUUCCUAGUUUUUCCGCUGUGCGUGGAAGUUUAAAAUUAGUGCUACAAGUAUGUUUUCGGUUGUAAUAAACAUUGUUCUAUCACUAUGACGAUAGGCUAACGCUGCAAACGAAAACGUGGAUGGUGUUCAAGACCCAAGAAUGACAACAGGAAGCUCACCAGGACAGUGGCACACUGUAACUGGCUGCAGCUCCGCAAAUGAGGAUGAGGAAGUCUAUCCUGCCAUGUUUGUGGAGUCCCUUUUUGAACCACCAGAGGACAACUACUUGGACAGGGGGAAGCUCCUUGAGAACCUGCUCACAAUCUCACAUAAUGGCAUGCCGGUAAUUCAAGAGCGAACAGAGUAUCCAUGUCCACUGUGCCACUGCAACUUUGGAAACCUGCAGGACCUGGUGCUGCAUGAGUGCCCUGCAGAGGGCCCCAUCAAGGAGUCCCUGUCCUGCUGUUUCUGCUACUACUCCACACAUUCUCAUUCAGAGUUCAGAACACACCUCAAACUCCAUACAUCCACGGUACUACGUUGUGGCCACUGCAAUGCUAUCUUUGGAAGAGAGGGUGAAAUUGCUCUUCACCUCCAGAAACACGACCCAAAUGGUGACCUCAAGCACCUUAUCCCCCACCAGACAUUUAUGCUCCAGUCUUCCCAAGUCUCUCUUUCUUCAAAGAACGGAGCUAUUCCCAUAUCUCCCACUGUUAUCAUACCUUCUCUUGAAGCAUCUUACGCAAGAUACCUGUGCACACUGUGCAGUGCAAGCUUUGACAGUCUUGGAUUCUUGGCCAAGCACGGAAUGCACCACAAGGAGUACCCCAAUGUAAAGUUUCAUGAGAACUGCCUAAUACGAGGAUACCCUCCAGCAUUGCCUCAUAGUGGAGUGGUGACAUGUAGUCAGUGCAAUCACAGUAUGACCCAUCCAGUAGAAGUUAUGGCGCACCAGUGCAUGCAAGCCAAUUCUCAGCUGUAUCAGUGUCCCUUCUGCCAGUACACCACAUAUGUGAUGGGAAGUCUGGAGAGGCACAAGAAGCUGCACUUCAAGCAUCAGUGUACCCGCUGCAAUGCUCACUUUCUCAACUUGUCAGCCCUCAGGGCUCACUUCUGCCUGGGAAGGGCACCACCCACUGUCCUCAUCACCCCUUGCAAAGAGAGCGAAGUGAAGGUCCAAGUGCCAACUCAAAUGGGAGUUACGUGCAAGACCUGCGAUGAAAAGCUGCCCAGUACCACCGCUGCAUUGAACCACAACUGCAAGAUUUUCUGCUGUCCUGUCUGCCCCUUUGAGACUAACAAGCGAGAUGGUGUGGCCAUGCACGUGGAAUAUGCUCAUACACACAAAUGUGAUGGCUGUGGGUGUACCUUUAUUUCACGUGAAAGGCUACAGAUCCACAAAAUGUAUAACUGCAAGAGAAAGAAGCGACGAGGGACGGGCGCAGAUGAAGAAGACAUUCCAUUGUCUCACCUCAAAAAACAGCAGCAGAGACACAAAGCGCAGCAGAGGCUUAGGCAGGCCAGGGCUGUCGCGAAGAGGGUCAAAGAGGCACUAGACACGCCGACCUCCUCUGAUGCAUCCACUGUGGCAACUCCAGAAGAGCCAAAAAAGCGGCGCGGAAGGCCCCCUGGUAGGCGGAAAACACCACCAAGUGAACCAACCAGGGCAUCCACGAGACCACGCCGAUCACGAAAGCUAUCGGUCCAAGUUUUGAGUGAUAGUGAUUAGAACAAAGACAAGACUCUGCCAGAAUACUCUGGCAGGAACCGCUGUUAUUCUACUUGCCUUCUAGCAACACAAGGAAAAUGCGAUUCAUUAUAAGAGCUUACAGUGCCCAUUCACACCUGAACCGUGGCACACAGGAUGUGACAUCCAAGAAGCCUUCUGAUGUUCCACAUAUUGCUCUGACCACAGCAUCUAGUGACCUGCUGGUCUACUGCCUGACUGUAGAGUGAGCGGGAAAAAACUGUCUUGUUAAGGUAACGUUGCGAGAAACAUGUAGAAGGUAAUGACAUACCGCCAAAUAUAUGCCAACCUGUUUGUCUAAGACACAUGAACCAUCAGACAACCAAGUCACGUCCAUGUGGAAAUCUGAUAUUCAGACUCAGUUGUGUGCUAAGGAGGAGUGGGGGGGGGGGAGCGAGAUAUGUGGGCAUGUUCCUUCUUUAUUUUAAAUUUUGUUCAUCGUCAAUCAUUACAGCUCGCUCUUUUAUUGAAGGCUGUCGCGUGACACGUUGUUAACUUAAGACCGCCUUUUGCAGCUUCUUUCGGGGCUCAUUCUUAAUUAGCACGAAGGAGAAAACGUUAUUAAUCGUACCUGGCUCACUUUAUACAUGACAAGGCAUUGCCAUAUUCUGCUGUGUUUAUUCACACUAAGUACUGGGUCUCCUUGAAAUAAAAUUGUGAUUGCUACUUCUUAAAAGACGUGUAUGUGCCACUACAAACACACUCAAUUCUUGAUGAUUUCUUUGAUGUUCUCAAAUGCCACUUGAAAAGUUUGUUUAUUUUUUGGAAAAUACAGAUGAAGAAAUGCUGAGUGCAGAAAGUGGGAUUGCACAUUGCAGCCCGCUAUGAAUUAUUUCUUUCAGGGCCUGAUAUUACAUGAUCUGAGGCAUGCAGGACAGUUUGGGGUAUACUGGUUAAUUUACAUUCUCUUAUAUUUUGCACUUCGAGACAUUAUCUGUGAAGUUACUUGCAGCUGUCAAAAUGUUUCCACCUCACUAUGGCUUUCGCUGUUUCUAUGGCUGUGCCCUUUAGUUUCUUUGUUGCUCGCCCAUUAGAGAGCAAAACAAAUUAUAUUUCUGGACAGUCUGGACAAUGCUUCAAUUUUAGUUCCUGAAAGCUUGGUCAUUGUAUGUUUGGACAGUCAUAAACUGUCCUUGUUUCUGUUUCGUGUGACCCUUUUAUGGACAGAAUUUAAAUCAAGGUACCUGUUGUCAAAUUUUUUUUUUUUUUCCUUUCUUGAAAUUCGACAUUGGUUGUGCAUCACAGCGAAAAGAAAACAUGCCAUACAUUGCUGAACUUGCUGAAAUAAUGUUUGGAAGUUUGCUACAGUAUGUUUAAUGAUGUAUGUCACAUCUCUAGUACCCUCGUACACACACAGAAAAUGCAUCAGUUUACGGUAAAUUGUCACAUUGAUCUCCUUUAAUUAAUUCAAACUAUAUCAUCAAAUGAGAUGUCCUCAUGAGGUAUAUUUGUUAUUGCAGUAGGCAGGAAUGAACUGAAAAUUAUUUGCGGAAUGGGACCAGAGCAAUUCUAACAAUAAGGCAGUUCUAACAAAUCAGGUUAUGUUGUAUCUCCACAUUACUUCUUGCUGCCAGGUUGAACACAGUGACAUACCAUCUUAUGUCACAAGCGUGUUAUUUGUUUGUAAAGGUACUUGGUAGAGUGGUUGAUGCUGUGUAUGGUACUGCAGCCCGUGUGCCUAUGUAGCAUGUACAUUACAUGCAUUUGUGGCAACAGUAAUUAGUAUCCUGGAGCCCUCUUCCCGCAAUGUUGGAGAUGGAGGGUGAAACUUUUUACAGAAACUGUGUUCAUUGUAGGACAUUGUUUUGCUUCACUUGUGCCCUAAAGUGUGUUAUUGUUCAGGUGUGCCAUGCCAUAUGAUAAUACACAUUUUGUAAAAACAUUCAUAUUUGA